ACGGUUAUGUGCGCUACUGAGUUGUUGUCAAUGAAGGACUCAGUAAGCAAAGAAGAAAAUACAAAAUCCAAAGCUCAGCUUAAAGCUGAAAGGAGGGCUAUUCAAGUAAGAUCCUUAUAACUCAAAUCAUAAUACAAGGAAGCUCAAAGAGCUGCGAAAGCUGCUUCCAAAGGUACUGACAAGCCAAAAGUCACGCAAAAACCAAAUGCCGUUCCUAGUAAUGCACCGAAUGCUCACCCAAAUCAGGAUACAUGCAUGACUGAACAAAAGACUGUUUCUUCUAAAGAUGAGAAAACAUGUAAAGAUGUGGUGCAAAGUCAAAAUAACCGCCUCGAUUAUUCCAGCCUUAAAAUUGCUGAGCUUCCGAAGUCCAGAACACAAGAGUCCUGUCGCGUUCACCUCUUCAAGCAUCUUGACCAACCAGACAAGCGAGUAAAUGUUAUCAGUUAUCUUGGUUUAGGUACUCAUUCCUCAAUCCAUCCUUCAUUCCUCACUCUGGGUGUCGAUUUUGACGAAGAUCGAAUAUGGGGCUCCAAUGAGAAGUGUUUAGCGUUUUUGUCGUCUUGUGAAGAACUCAUACGUUCAUUCAUUCCGAAGUCACCUACCGAAAGAAUAAACAAUCACACUGGAACAAAUGAUGCUCUGUUUUGCCGGAGUUUCGGACCAGUUUUGCAAGCUCAUGUAAACUUUCUUCAGCUUUGUCGUCCAUUAUCUGUUACGAUAUAUAAUGCUUAUCAGUAUCUGAAGCAGACGCUUACUCGCCUAGAUUCCGUGGAAGAUUGGGAUGAGUGUAGAGGCAGUUUUUUAUCAGCCAUCGUCGAAUUUAGACGUGGUUCAAUUCACUUGGCAGGAGAUGAAAUUGUAGAUCGUACAGUUAAUUUGAUUCGUUCCGGUGAAUGUGUUUGUAUAUUUGGAUAUUCAUCAUUGGUAGCCCGUGUGCUGGAACGUGCAUGGAAAUCUCCAUGCAACACAUCUGUCAAUCAAGUUGAUGCAAAUGUUGAUUUUUUAGCGAGCAAAAUGAAAAAAUGUUUUGUAAACACUAAAUUCGAUCCAUCAAAUAAAAAUACAAACAGAGUGUUUAGUGUUUUUGUUGUUGACUCUCGACCGAAAUUUGAGGGUAGACAAAUGCUAACCAGAUUGUUGAAAGCAGGAAUACCAUGUGAAUAUACACAUAUUGGUGCAUUGCCAAGUGUUGCAAAUAAGAUAUCUCUAGUUAUUCUGGGCGCCCAUGCUCUUCUUAGCAAUGGCUACGUACUAGGUCGUAUGGGGACCGCUCAAGUAGCCAACAUUGCAGCCUCUAUUUCUCAUGCUCCAACAAUUGUGUGUGCUGAAACUUACAAAUUUUGGGAGCGCGCCCAUUCUGAUGCAUUCGAGUAUAACGAACUUGGAGAUCCUGACGACAUUUGGCGAGGUCCACGAGGUACAUCACCAGACUAUAAGAAAGGUAUUCCUGGUUUCGGUCCAGCUGGACUUCCAGAUAGAAUUGAAUCAUCUACAACUGAUUUGAGUGAAUGGCGUUCAAAUUCUAGUCUUCGACUGUUACAUUUAGAAUAUGAUGUGUUACCACCUACAUUGGUUACAGCUGUAGUAACUGAAAAGGGCACCUUACCUACAACCUCUGUUCCUGUAGUCCUGCGAGUAAAACAAGCUUCUAUAACCAAUGUGUAAUUUUUUUUAUUUUUUGCAUUUUGUAAAAGUGUACUUAUUUGUUGUUAUGAUUUGGUAUUGUAGGUGUAUUGAAAUGCAAUAAACGCACAGUAUUAACUUUCACUAUUUUGCUAUGAUUCUACUAGCGAUUAUAUUCGGUUGUCCGUACCAAAUUUAGUAGAUUUUUAAGGUUUAGGUUAAAUAUUGGUUAACUGAAUUAAUCCUUUUUAUGCAUUGCACGGUGAAGAGAUAAGUUUAACCGGCAGACUUUUUUCAUUUCUAACUACAUUUAAGUUCUUAGAAGUGACUUCAUCCGAUAUCCAUUAAUUAAAAAGUUGCAAUAUUUGCAUCAAGAUAAUUGAUUUUAAGCCAGUAGUUAGGCUAUCCUAGCAGGCUAUAUUAUCUCCAACACUUAGUCCUUAAGUUUCUACUAUCCUAGGCAAGUCGGUUAAAGAACAAAAGAAGAAAAUCUUAGACUACAUGACUAAAUCGUACUGUGGAG
Molecule: messenger RNA, 2149 nt
Organism: Schistosoma spindalis
Lineage: Eukaryota; Metazoa; Platyhelminthes; Trematoda; Strigeidida; Schistosomatidae
Source: the annotation of a GenBank genome assembly